This is a messenger RNA of Chelonus insularis, 1070 nucleotides long. Its product is annotated as methyltransferase-like protein 7B. The record is from RefSeq and is a predicted model, not a curated record. Gene Ontology annotation, molecular function: S-adenosylmethionine-dependent methyltransferase activity. The transcript is spliced from 3 exons. Lineage: Eukaryota; Metazoa; Arthropoda; Insecta; Hymenoptera; Braconidae. The coding region runs from base 160 to 957 and encodes 265 amino acids.
AUACUUUUCAAGUGCAUUUAACAAUGACAUUGAGUUAUUAGGAAGUUUUGAAACAAAUCAAAUUUUUUCAAUUGUUUUGGGUGUGUUUUUAUUAUCUGUUCAAGUUCAUUAACAAGUGUUUCUUGAUAAUACUCAUGUAGUUGUCGUGAACUUGGCGUCAUGGCUGUUCAUGACCUUUGGAUUCGUGAUGUUCUAACAAUAUAUGGCUCUCUAAUAUUUGGAACAGUGUUUAUCUAUUAUAUUGUCAAGCUAAAGUGGUCAAAGUUCACCAAUUAUAUUUACAGAUCACAUCUACUAGGCUUUGAAACAGAGUGUGCAGAAUUAAUGGUAUCUUAUAAAAAACGUCUUCUUGAACCAUUGAAUAAUAUCAUCUCAAAGGAUCCAGUGCUAAAAGCUAAAAAUUGUAUCAGACUUCUUGAAAUUGGAGUUAAAACUGGACAAAAUAUUCCAUUUUAUCCUGAUGAGACUCAUUUUAUUGGCGUGGAUUGUAAUCAUAAACUCGAAGAGUAUUUAACUCGAAAUGGUCCAUUGUGGCAGUUUGCUCAUAUUUUUAUUGAAAAGAUCAUUGUUGGUGAUGGAACCCAACUGAAGCAAAUUCCAACAGGCUAUGUUGAUGCAGUAGUCACGAUCAGAUCUUUGUGUUCUAUUUCUCCAGUAGCUGAUACUCUUCAGGAAAUUAAAAGAAUCCUUGUGUUGGAUGGACAGUAUUUUUUCUUGGAGCACAUACCUCAUCGCAAAGGUACAUUGACUCGUUGGUUACAGGAAUUAUUAACGAAGACUAAAAUUUGGCCUACUCUAUUUGGUGAUUGUCGAUUAGAUUCUAACCCCUUGAAAGAAAUCAAAACAACAGGAUUUCGUAAAGUCAAGUGGGAUACAUUCAAAUUACAAGGGGAUGUAACUCAAUCUUAUCGUUUAAAUUUAACUUGUUAUCAUAUGAUGGGAAUAGCUAAAAAAUAAUUAUCUUAAUAAUAAUAAUAAAUACAAAUGUUUAUUUGUUUAUAACUUCCUUCAUAAAGCGUUUUUACAAUGUAUGUAUCAACAAAUGAUUAUUAAAUUUUUAUCUACAUAAA